UCUUCCUCAGAUCCGCUUCGGAUCCGCUGCUUUAUUCCGCAGAGAAAUCGGACCGUUCAGGUCCAACCUUUCGCUUCGGACGUCUGUACAGGAGCCGGCUGGUCCAGAAGUCCACGCUGGGUUCGGUUCUGGAUGGAAACCGUGAAAUCAGGCAGGGGCUCUGAGUGCUGACCUGUCCGGUUCGACCCACAGCUGAGGCUCCUGAGUAAAUCUGACGGUUCCUUAAACUGGGAUUAGCUGGGAGAUGAUGCAGGAUUCCAGCAGUCAGGAAGGGGAACAGCGGCGGGGACGGAUGACCAUCGGCUGAUCGCUCUCCUCACCUUCCAGAUCUUUCUCUGUGACAGCAGAAGAUGUCGGUCGAUAACAGCCCCCCGCCCUCCCUACCCUCGCCGAGGUCGUGUCCUGUUCUCCCCCAUCACCAGGCUCCGCCCACCCCUUCGCCCAGCCCACCCACCACCGUCUGCGGCCGGCUGUCCGACGGCAGCCAGACGGCCCCCAGUCCCACCAACUCCAGGGGGUCUCUGCAGGGCGUCUCCUUCAUGCUGCAGAUCGGGCUCACCAGGGAGACCGUGACCCUGGACCCCACAGACAUGUCACUGUUGGCGGUCCGAGAGCUCAUCUGCUCCAUCGUGGAUCAGAAGUUCCCAGAAUGUGGAUUUUUCGGGAUGUACGACAAGAUCCUUCUGUUCCGCCACGACCUGAGCUCAGACAACAUCCUGCAGCGCGUGACGUCAGCCGAGGAGAUCCAGGAGGGCGACCUGGUGGAGGUGGUGCUUUCAGCUCUGGCCACGCAGGAGAACUUCCAGAUCCGGCCCCACGCUCUCUACGUCCACUCCUACAAGGCGCCGGCGUUCUGCGACGACUGCGGCGAGAUGCUGUGGGGGCUGGUCAGACAGGGCCUGAAGUGUGAAGGAUGCGGCCUGAACUACCACAAACGCUGCGCAUUCAAGAUCCCCAACAACUGCAGCGGGGUCCGGAAGAGACGGCUGUCCAACGUUUCUCUGCCAGGUCCCUCUGCCGUGUCCGUGGCUCGCCCCCCCGCCGCCGAGCUGCCCCCGGUGCCGCACGAGGAGUUUCUGCACCAACAGCGCCCCCUUCUGGGCGCUGGGAAGCGGAACUCGCUGCUGAGCGGCCGUCCCAUCUGGAUGGAGAAGAUGGUCCUGGGUCGGGUCAAAGUUCCCCACACCUUCUCCAUCCACACCUACACCCGCCCCACCAUCUGCCAGUACUGCAAGCGGCUCCUCAAAGGGCUCUUCAGACAGGGCCUGCAGUGCAAAGAUUGUAAGUUUAACUGCCAUAAGAGAUGUGCUGCCAAGGUUCCCCGGGACUGCCUGGGUGAGGUGGACUUUAAUGGAGAGCCACUCAGUCCCAGUCUGGACUCGGAGGCCACCAUGGAGGUGGAUAUCUGUGACAUGAACAGCGAUGGCGGUCAGAGUAUGGACGAGCAGGACGAGCUGUCCACGCCUGAGGACAAACUCUUCUUCCUGGAGGGUCCGUGUCCCGAGGGAGAGAAAGACGACGAGACCCUCAGAGCCAUCAGCCCCUGCACCAGCAGCAACAUCCCUCUGAUGAGGGUGGUCCAGUCCAUCAAACACACCAAGAGGAAAAGCUCAGCGGUGGUCAAAGAGGGUUGGAUGGUCCACUACACGAGCCGGGACAACCUGAGGAAGAGGCAUUACUGGAGGCUGGACACCAAGACCCUGACUCUGUUCCAGAACGAGAGUGGAGCCAAGUUCUACAAGGAGAUCCCUCUGUCUGAGAUCCUGCAGGUGGAGGCGGCGCAGGACUUCAGCAACCUCCCUCAGGGCAGCAACCCGCACUGCUUCGAGGUCAUCACUGCCACCAUGGUCUACUACGUCGGGGAGGAUAUCGGCGGCCCGCACCACAACCCGGUCCUGGCUGCCUCUGGCGUGGGCCGCGUCGUAGGUCAGAGCUGGGAGAAGGCCGUCAGGCAGGCGCUGAUGCCCGUCACACCCAAGGCCAGCGUCGGGGCGGGACCGAGCAAGGACCACAAGGAGCUGGCUGUCAGCAUAUCCGUGUCCAACUCCCAGAUCCAGGAGAACGUGGACAUCAGCUCAGUGUAUCAGAUCUUUGCUGAUGACGUUCUGGGAUCGGGACAGUUUGGCAUCGUUUAUGGAGGGAAACACAGGAAGACCGGCCGGGACGUGGCGAUCAAAAUCAUUGAUAAGAUGCGGUUCCCCACCAAGCAGGAGAGCCAGCUGAGGAACGAGGUGGCCAUCCUGCAGAACCUCCACCAUCCUGGCAUUGUCAACCUGGACUGCAUGUUUGAGACACCUGAGCAGGUGUAUGUGGUCAUGGAGAAGCUUCACGGCGACAUGCUGGAGAUGAUCUUAUCCAGCGAGAAGAGCCGACUGCCUGAACGCCUCACCAAGUUCCUGGUGACCCAGAUCCUGGUGGCUCUCAGGCAUCUUCACUUCAAGAACAUCGUCCACUGCGACCUGAAGCCUGAGAACGUUCUGCUGGCCUCAGCCGAGCCGUUCCCUCAGGUGAAGCUGUGCGACUUCGGCUUCGCUCGAAUCAUCGGGGAGAAGUCGUUCCGCCGCUCGGUGGUCGGUACCCCGGCCUACCUGGCCCCGGAGGUUCUCCGCAGUAAAGGCUACAACCGCUCGCUGGACAUGUGGUCCGUGGGCGUGAUCGUCUACGUCAGCCUGAGCGGCACCUUCCCCUUCAACGAGGACGAGGACAUCAACGACCAGAUCCAGAACGCUGCCUUCAUGUACCCACCCAACCCCUGGAAGGAGAUCUCAGAGGAAGCCAAAGACCUGAUCAACAACCUGCUGCAGGUGAAGAUGAGGAAGCGUUUCAGCGUGGACAAGUCGCUCAGCCACCCCUGGUUGCAGGACUACCAGACCUGGCUGGACCUCCGGGAGUUCGAGACGCGUCGGGGCGAGCGCUACAUCACCCACGAGAGCGACGACGCGCGCUGGGAGGAGCACGCCGACGAGCAGGGGCUCCACUACCCCACCCACUUCAUCAUGUCCCCCAACCUGGACGACAUGGACGAGGACCCCUAGAGGAGGCGGUUGCCAUGACGACUGGUCCACAGAACUCUCUUCUGUCUGAAAGCCAUAAAGGAAACUUCGGUUCUGGAAAAACGGAACCGACU
Cyprinodon variegatus (sheepshead minnow) is the source of this 3127-nucleotide messenger RNA. RefSeq names its product serine/threonine-protein kinase D3-like. Lineage: Eukaryota; Metazoa; Chordata; Actinopteri; Cyprinodontiformes; Cyprinodontidae. The record is from RefSeq and is a predicted model, not a curated record. The transcript is spliced from 19 exons. Bases 351 to 3035 code for a protein of 894 amino acids. Gene Ontology annotation, molecular function: protein serine/threonine kinase activity; ATP binding. Gene Ontology annotation, biological process: protein phosphorylation.